This is a messenger RNA of Onychostoma macrolepis, 870 nucleotides long. It is a transcript of the gene lrrc20, whose product is annotated as leucine rich repeat containing 20. Gene Ontology annotation, molecular function: protein binding. The record is from RefSeq and is a predicted model, not a curated record. Lineage: Eukaryota; Metazoa; Chordata; Actinopteri; Cypriniformes; Cyprinidae. The transcript has 5 exons. Bases 242 to 745 code for a protein of 167 amino acids.
GUGUUUACGACAGUUGAGCGCGGAAUCCGGCAGCGGCGUGCUCGGUCUCGCCAGACAGAACAUAAACACACACACCACACACUCAUAAAGUCAUCAGUCCGGUGAAUGGAGACGGUGAGACGGCUUCGCAUGUCUGAAUGAAGCGGCUGUCCAUGGCUCACACCUGUGACUUCCUGUGCAUGAGUAACAGUUGCCACUGAACCCAUCAAUCACUCCUCAGAUCAAACGCGAACCCAACAGGAUGGCGCAGGCCGUGGCCAACGUCGCCCGGAGGAUCAACGCCACCAUGGAGGAGCAGAGAGACUCACUGGAUCUGUCCGACUGUGGCCUUGUAAGUUUCCCUGACGGCGUCUUCAAAAUGAUCCGCAGCUGCACCGACAACAUCCACAAAAUCUCUCUGGCCAACAACCAGAUCAAAGCCUUGAGCAACAAGUUCUUCCUCACGUUUACUCAGUUAAGAGAGGUGGAUCUGCAGGGUAACGUCCUCACAACGCUGCCGGAGGCGGUCAGAAACAUGCAGCACUUGGUCAGCAUCGAUCUCUCCAAAAACAAGCUGCUGGUUUUCCCCGAGCACCUGACGGACGUGAGCAGCCUCCAGCACAUCAGCGUGGAGGGGAACCAGAUCACAGAACUGCCGAUGGAGAAGCUGUCCCUGAUGCCGGCUCUGAAGAGUGUGGAUGUGCGGAGUAACCCGCUGACGCUGGAGGCUGCGUCUUUCCCGCAUCACUUCACGCUCCUGACAUGAGUAAACACAUGGUAAAGAACAGGAGGAACGGCGCUUCCGUCUCUCUCUGAUGUUGCCGUUUCAUUUCCAUGCACUGGACCGCAUGCUGUGCCUUCCAAUUUUUCAAUAAAAUAUUUAUUAAAUCA